CCGGAUGUUGUAGAUAGAUAUGUUGAUGAGUCUUCGCGGUAUCAGCCCAGCAAGACUAGUUGAGCGGAAUAAGACACUGGUGGAGGGCAUUACAUGUAACUUCAAAUUAAUAAACUCCCGCUGUCUUCAAGAGUUUGUCAUCAACUUAUCGGAAAUGUUUUCUCUUUCGACUUCCCUUCAACCACAGGUAACGGUCCAGCUGAGUCACCUCAUCAAUGCCCUGCACUCUCUGAAGGGUUCAGUGAGCAGCACUACUUCAGUCAAUCUCAAACACAGAGAGAACGCAUCAGAACAAGAUCUCAACUGCACAGAGCCAUCACUGACCCUCCGGGAUUUAGGAUUGACAGAUCUCGGGGUUGGCCAGCUAGAUGAGCUGGUGCAGAAGCUUCUGCCCUGUGUAACUCAGCGGGAUUCGCUCUCACAACUGAGGAGUGUGCCAAAUAUCUGGAGGACUUCCCAUCUUUCCUCAGAUUCAUUCUUUUACAACAAACAUGGGUUUUCAAGAAUGGGCGGUGUUACUCCUGUGUUCUCUAAGCCGAACAAGUCACCUCUCCAAACAUUAUGUACAGAUCUCAAAUAUUUGCCAUUGAUGAUCCCAAAUCGUGGCUUUAAAACUCUGAAGUCCAGAACACGCCGUCUACAGGGAGGCUUUGACAGUUCAGGGGAGCCGGAGGGAUUUACACCAUCAUUUAUGAAGGUCACCCAUACAGGUUUCCUUACACGAGACAAAGGGCCAGAUGUUGAAACAUUGGACAAGCUCCUUAAAAACAAAAACAUUCCUGAUGGUCAGCAUGAGGCUUUUAAGACUGGUUUUGCAGAGGGAUUCCUAAAAGCACAGGCCUUAACACAGAGAACCCAAGAAUCAUUAAGGAGAACACGACUGAUACUAUUGGUGCUUUUGCUGGUGGGCUUAUAUGGACUCUCAAAAACACCUUUCUUAUCAGUGCGAUUCCGAGCCACAUCAGGCCUGGACUCAGCAGUGGACCCUGUCCAGAUGAAGAACGUCACCUUUGAGCAUGUGAAGGGUGUGGAGGAGGCCAAGAAUGAGCUGCAGGAAGUGGUGGAGUUCCUCCGGAACCCACAGAAGUUCACUGCUUUGGGAGGAAAGCUGCCAAAAGGAAUCUUGUUGGUUGGGCCUCCAGGUACAGGAAAGACCCUGUUGGCCCGUGCUGUGGCAGGUGAGGCAGAUGUGCCAUUCUACUACGCAUCUGGCUCAGAGUUCGAUGAGAUGUUUGUUGGUGUUGGUGCUAGUCGAAUCAGAAACCUUUUCAGGGAAGCUAAAGCUAAUGCUCCUUGUGUUAUCUUCAUUGAUGAGCUGGAUAGUGUUGGAGGAAAAAGGAUUGAGUCCCCCAUGCACCCCUAUUCUAGACAGACAAUCAAUCAGCUUCUAGCAGAGAUGGAUGGGUUUAAGCCAAAUGAAGGUGUCAUCAUAAUUGGAGCAACAAACUUCCCUGAAGCUUUGGAUAAUGCUCUGAUCCGGCCAGGCCGUUUUGAUAUGCAGGUCACUGUGCCCAGACCAGAUGUGAAGGGCCGCACUGAAAUCCUCAAGUGGUACCUUAAAAAAAUUAAAGUAGACAGUGCUGUGGAGGCUGAGGUCAUUGCCAGAGGAACGGUGGGGUUCUCUGGAGCCGAGCUGGAGAAUCUAGUUAAUCAGGCUGCACUAAAGGCAGCUGUGGAUGGCAAAGACAUGGUGACCAUGAAGGAGUUGGAGUUUGCUAAGGACAAAAUACUGAUGGGGCCGGAACGCAGGAGCGCAGAGAUUGACAAGAAGAAUAAAGAGAUCACAGCGUACCAUGAGUCAGGCCAUGCUAUUAUUGCAUACUACACCAAAGAUGCCAUGCCCAUAAAUAAAGCCACUAUUAUGCCGAGAGGCCCCACUUUGGGUCAUGUGUCCAUGCUCCCAGAGAAUGACCGCUGGAGUGAAACUCGUUCUCAACUUCUGGCCCAGAUGGAUGUCAGCAUGGGCGGCCGAGUGGCUGAGGAGCUCAUCUUUGGCAGUGAGAACAUCACCACUGGAGCAUCAAGUGAUUUUGACAGUGCUACAAAAAUAGCCAGAAUGAUGGUGACCAGAUUUGGCAUGAGUGAAAAGUUGGGUGUCAUGACAUAUGCUGACCUCACCAAGCAGAGCCCAGAAACUCAGGCAGCCAUUGAACAUGAAGUCAGGAUACUUCUGAGGGAUUCCUACGAGCGUGCUAAAGCGCUCCUGAAGUCUCGUUCCAAGGAACACAAAAAUCUUGCUGAGGCUUUACUGCGGUAUGAGACAUUGGAUGCCAAAGAGAUCCAGCUGGUCUUAGAGGGAAAGACAAUAGGCAGCAGAUGAGGGCUCACCUGAAAUUUCAGGCAACAGGGAAAGGACAAUGGAACCCUAAAAGACAUGAAUGUAAAUAUGCAACCAAGAG
Messenger RNA from Cyprinus carpio (common carp), 2399 nucleotides. It is a transcript of the gene yme1l1b, whose product is annotated as YME1-like 1b. Gene Ontology annotation, molecular function: ATP-dependent peptidase activity; ATP binding; ATP hydrolysis activity. Gene Ontology annotation, cellular component: mitochondrial inner membrane. The record is from RefSeq and is a predicted model, not a curated record. The transcript has 18 exons. Bases 20 to 2320 code for a protein of 766 amino acids. Lineage: Eukaryota; Metazoa; Chordata; Actinopteri; Cypriniformes; Cyprinidae. Gene Ontology annotation, biological process: protein quality control for misfolded or incompletely synthesized proteins; mitochondrion organization.